Molecule: messenger RNA, 1650 nt
Organism: Micromonas commoda
Lineage: Eukaryota; Viridiplantae; Chlorophyta; Mamiellophyceae; Mamiellales; Mamiellaceae
Exons: 1
Coding region: 1-1650 (549 amino acids)
Source: RefSeq, a predicted model, not a curated record
AUGCGGCGGGGAAGGACGCCGUCGCUCGCGCUCGUCCUCGCGGCGCUCGCGCUCGCGUCCGUCACCGCCGCCGCGAGCGACGCCGACGACGCACGCAUCCAUCACUCUCGUGAACGUCGUCGCGUCGCUCGCGGCGGCGGCGUCCACCCGGCGACCGUCGGCGAGGGAUCCGCGGGGCUCGUGGACGUUCCGUUCGACACGAAACCCAUCCGUGGCGUGCGCGGCGGCGAGUUCCCGACCGCGGUGCCCGGCGGCCGCGCGCGUUUCCUCGGAGGCUUGGAGGUGACGUUCACGUCCCCGGCUUCUUCCGAUGAAACACCCGACGCCGAGCUCGACCCGCUGAGCUACGGCGGAUGGUCGUCGGCGACGGGAAACGCGGACGGCUCCGUGGCGUGGAUCCUCACCGACAACUACGCCAGGCUCAUGCGCGUGGAACUGCGCAACGAGCCGAGCACCGGCCGCCUCGACGCCGUGACGAAGAUCUCAGACGCCACCGCCUUUCGGUUCCGAUCCGCCGACGCCGACGACGGCGCUCCCGUCGAACGAACGCCGGGGACGCGCAUCGACACCGAGUCCAUCGUGCGAAUCCCCCACGCGGCGGACGGUGGUGACUCACCGGGCGGUGACGCGUCGUUCGGCUUGAACGAUUUCGUCGUGGGCGUCGAGGAUGCCCAGGUACCGGGCGUGCGACCGAACAACCUGUUGCGAUUCGCGGACGGCGUCGCCGGAGGGUACCGGAACGUUCCGGGCGCCGCGGAAGCCUUUAAGGGCGACGACGCGUGCGGUGUUAACCUCGGCCCGGAGGCGACGGUGUAUCUCCCGUCCAGGUACACGUUCGCGGGUUCGUUGCCGGAGGGGGCGUACCCGGGGUCGGUCAUCGUGGCGAUGUGCGAGGCGAGGAACGCAUCCGGAGUGGUCACCGGAUUUAUUCUCGACGCACCCAGCUCAGCGUCGACGGGCGGCGGCGGGCUCGGUUUAAUCGGUAAGGUGUACCUGCGCGGUUUAGGGGACGCGCUGGCGCCCGGACGGUUCCAGUGCGGCGCGUCGGACGCCACGCUCACACCCGACGGGUCCAUCGUCGUGGUCCUGUUCCACUGCUACGACUUCGUCACCGGCGAUCACGUCGCGUCGCUUCGAACGGUUCGUGCCGAUUCGCUUCGCGUCCCCGGCGCGACGGUUCACGUCUCGCCGCUGUUGGACUGGGACGACGGACCCAUCGGGAACAUGGAGGGGGUGCACGCGUUCGAAUCGGGGAACGACGGCGCGAUUGGGGUUUUGAUGGUGAGCGACAACAACCUGUCGCCGACGAUUAACACGCAAAUCGUCGAGUUCGAAGUGCGAGGCCCGCUCUUCGCCGAAUCCGUCGUGGCGGGCGGCGCCUCCUCCUCCUCCUCCGCGGUGUUGGGCGACCUGGAAGGAGGACUCAAAGGCGGUGACGGUGCGACGAUGCCGUCGCCGCUGCGUCAUCCGUUCAGGGCCGCGCUGUGGGUCGGGGCGAGAAGACGGGACGUGCGGUUCGGGGCGUCGUUCGCCGCGUUCGCUGUCGUAACCGCGCUCGUCGCGAUCGGGUUGAUCGUCGGACGGUGGCGGCGCGCGGUGAACGCGGCGGCGCGCGUGCGAUCGGAGAUGAGCCCGCUGCUGCCGCGGUGA